CCAGCGAUCGCCUCGAUUUAAAACGAUUCGCGCAGUGAAAAACAUUAAUGUUUUUCUAAUUGUGUUUUUUCUUUUUUUUGUAUUUUGGAUUUUUUUAAAUCUAAAAUUUAUUUUAGCUUAUUCCGUUUUUUUUUAAAGGAGACUAAGAACUCGUGAAGGUAAAAAUGUAUAAGGCGAGAACAAUAUUUCGCACGCUGGCCCCUUUGGCGCCGCGUGUAUGCGGUCCCGAAAGAUACGCGUCCUGGGUGGUUCGCAGUCAUCCGUUAACCAGGACGAGUCAAGUGAUCUUCACUGAACCCACGCGCAAGUACAACAGCCGUGCUGCGACCGAACCCUUCUUAAAUGGCAGCACUAGCUCUUACGUGGAGGAAAUGUACAAUGCGUGGCUGCAAGAUCCAAGCAGCGUACACGUGUCAUGGGAUUCCUUCUUUCGAAACAGCACUGCUGGAGCUGCACCAGGAUUCGCGUAUCAAGCACCGCCAUCCCUCGCUCCAAGCUACAAUCAAGUACCACUUGGAGCGUUGUUGCCCCUCGGUGGCGGGACGCAACUCGGUCAGAUGCCCGUGAACGAAAAGAUCAUUGAUGAUCAUCUAGCGGUGCAAGCUAUUAUCCGCUCUUAUCAGAUUCGUGGCCAUCAUAUCGCUAAAUUGGACCCACUUGGCAUCAACAGCGCUGAUCUUGAUGAUAGGCAUCCUCAAGAAUUACUCUAUACCCAUUAUUCAUUCGGGAAGAGACCACGCACUACUUUCUCGCAGGAAUUCCAAUACCAAGUAGCUGUUCUAAUGCAAAAGGAGUCAGACAUGGAUCGCGUUUUCAAAUUGCCUUCCACCACAUUUAUCGGCGGCAAGGAAAAAUCAUUACCUCUACGCGAGAUCUUGAAGCGACUUGAAUCCGCUUACUGCGGCCAUAUCGGUGUUGAGUUUAUGUUUAUCAACUCCUUGGAACAAUGCAACUGGAUCAGGCAAAAGAUGGAGACACCCGGCGUCAUGGAAGUGACAAACGACGAGAAGAGGCUCAUCUUGGCUAGAUUGACGCGCGCCACCUGGUUCGAGGCGUUCUUGGCGCGCAAAUGGUCUUCGGAGAAGAGAUUCGGUUUGGAGGGCUGCGAAAUUCUGAUUCCAGCCAUGAAACAAGUAAUCGAUAAGUCCACGGAAUUGGGAGUAGAAUCGAUUGUCAUGGGUAUGCCUCAUCGUGGUCGUCUCAAUGUUCUCGCUAAUGUCUGUCGCAAGCCAUUGAGCCAAAUAUUUACGCAAUUCGCUGCUCUCGAAGCUGCCGAUGAUGGCUCUGGCGAUGUGAAAUAUCACUUGGGUACGUACAUCGAGCGUCUUAAUCGUGUAACGAACAAGAACAUUCGACUCGCCGUGGUUGCAAACCCAUCGCACUUGGAGGCUGUAGAUCCAGUGGUUCAAGGCAAAACGCGCGCCGAGCAGUUCUACCGCGGCGACGGCGAAGGCAAAAAAGUAAUGUCCAUUCUUCUUCACGGAGACGCUGCGUUCUGCGGUCAGGGUAUUGUCUUCGAAACAAUGCAUCUGUCUGACCUGCCUGAUUACACCACUCAUGGUACUAUCCACAUUGUCGUGAAUAAUCAAAUUGGGUUUACCACAGACCCAAGGCAUUCGCGAUCAUCGCCGUACUGCACAGAUGUGGCUCGAGUGGUGAACGCACCCAUCUUCCACGUGAACUCCGACGAUCCCGAAGCUGUGAUGCACGUGUGCAAAGUAGCGGCGGAAUGGAGGGCCACCUUCCACAAGGACGUCGUGAUCGACUUGGUUUCCUACAGACGCAAUGGACACAAUGAAAUUGAUGAACCGAUGUUCACACAGCCUCUGAUGUACCGCAAGAUUAAGAAUACGCCGCCAGCUCUCGAUAAGUAUGCGAACUCUCUCAUUGCUGACGGCGUCGUAACGCCCGAGGAAGUUAAGGAUGUCAAAGAUAAAUACGAAAAGAUCUGCGAAGAAGCGUAUAACAAUGCCAGACAGGAGACACACAUUAAGUACAAGGACUGGUUGGACUCUCCGUGGUCUGGUUUCUUCGAAGGUAAGGAUCCAUUGAAGGUAUCACCAACUGGUAUCAAGGAAGAUACACUUGUGCACAUUGGAAAGAAAUUGUCAUCGCCACCACCGAAUGCUGCUGAAUUUGUCAUUCAUAAGGGUAUUGAACGUAUCUUGAAAUCUCGCAUGGAAAUGAUCGAGGCCAGAACCGUUGAUUGGGCUCUCGGCGAAGCUAUGGCUUUCGGAUCUCUCCUAAAGGAAGGUAUCCACGUUCGUUUAUCUGGUCAGGACGUUGAGCGAGGCACAUUCUCGCAUAGGCAUCACGUGUUGCAUCAUCAAACUGUUGAUAAGGCGACCUACAGACCACUUUGCUAUCUGUAUCCUGAUCAGGCACCUUAUACAGUAUGCAACAGCUCUUUGUCUGAAUUUGGUGUACUCGGAUUUGAACUGGGCUACUCCAUGACAAAUCCGAAUGCUUUAGUGUGCUGGGAAGCUCAGUUUGGAGAUUUCAACAAUACAGCGCAAUGUAUAAUCGAUCAAUUCAUCAGCAGCGGUCAAACUAAGUGGGUUAGGCAAUCCGGUCUCGUCAUGUUGCAGCCUCACGGUCUCGAAGGAAUGGGUCCCGAGCACUCCAGUGCCCGCCUCGAGCGUUUCCUACAGAUGUCCGCUGACGAUCCGGAUUACUUCCCCCCUGAAAGUGAAGAGUUCGCAGUUCGCCAAUUACACGACAGCAACUGGAUUGUCGCCAACUGCAGCACGCCGGCUAACUAUUUCCACAUUCUACGACGGCAGAUUGCACUGCCGUUCAGAAAGCCGUUGAUCCUAAUGACACCGAAAUCGCUGCUCCGUCAUCCAGAGGCUAAAUCCAACUUUGACUUGAUGCUGGAGGACACACAGUUCCUCAGAGUGAUACCAGAGGAGGGCGUGGCUGCUCAGAAUCCCGACAGUGUCAAGAGAGUGCUGUUCUGCUCCGGAAAGGUUUACUAUGACAUUAAGAAAGCUCGCACGGAACGAAAAUUGGAAGACAAGAUCGCGAUCGCCAGAGUGGAACAGAUCUCGCCCUUCCCUUAUGAUCUCGUUAAGAAGGAGGCAGCUAAGUAUCCCAAUGCGGAAUUAGUGUGGGCUCAGGAGGAACACAAGAACCAAGGCGCGUGGACCUAUGUGCAGCCUAGGUUCCACACAGCACUCAACGGCGUCCGAAACGUACUUCGUGCGUCAGAGACGAAUGAGAGUGGUCGAGGGUGGUUUGCCGGUUUGCUUUCGUCAUCCAAACCGACCAAAACCACAACAGUAUCAGAGCCACAGUCAACGGAAUCUGCUGAAUCUGCUGAAUCUGCUGAACCGAAACAGAGAAUAGUGAGAUAUGCUGGACGACCCACUGCAUCGUCGCCCUCCACCGGCAGCAAAAUGCAGCACCUCAAAGAGCUCAAGCAACUGCUCGACGACUCCCUCAAUCUUUAAUGAUCCCUCAUAGCGUUAUAUGUAGAAUUGAAAGUUUAUUUAUUUUUCUCAUAUCUCAAUGUAUCUGUUACAUUACAUCUUUGUGCUCUUCUCGACGUAGAUUACACAACAGAGACAACACUGUAGUUGUUUAAACAAUUUCUUCACAAUAGCAUCUUUUACGUUUAAAUGCGCACGAAUGUUUCAUGCUCGUUCGUCCGAAAUGCAUUCUUUCUUUUUUUAUUGGGAGGAUUUAUGUACAUAAGAUAAGUGCCACGGGUUCAGAAAUUCAAGUAGUUGAAGAUUAACUGUUGGUUCAAUGGUGGUCGGUCUAUUACUCUUGAAAUAAUUCGUUCCUAUGUGCAUUUUGUUUUUUUAUUUAUACUUAAAAGUGUAGUUUGCAUUUUACAUUUUUUUUUUAGUAGUACGCUCUGCUCAAGUGCUCUUGGUGUAUCAAAUUUAUAUUUUAAUAUAUCUUUAUGACGAACAAGACUAGUCCGCUGAUUAAUGUGAAUAUGAAAUAUUCGUGCGUCAAUCAUCCUCUGUACUUCAUUUUGUUUGUACUUUAUUCUAAAUUAAUUUAAUAAUAUGAUGUGAAAAGGGAAAGUAUUAUUAAUUUAUGCAAUGUACACAGCGCGUAGCAUUUUGACGCGUGGCAACGAUCCCGAAAUACACUCCCGACCGAAGAAACUGUCCAUGGCAAAGGGCUAUGAAGUAUACAUGGUAGAUUAUUUUCUUCUAAUUUAUUGAUAUACCAUGAAAAAACGGUUGCCAAUCACUUUAACUUUUUAUCGUCGCUGUAUUCUUAUAAAAAAUUAAAUGAUUGGCGGUUAUACAGCAUUUUCUCAAUACAGACGUUUGAUGUAGCACUAUUCCUUGAGCGCUGUAUCUCGCGGCCUUGGUUGCGCCCGCAUGAUGAUCGAGUACACACCGAUGUGUGUCCGAGUUUGCAAUUUUCACUGCAAAGCGUGUCACGAUCGAGGCCUUAGUGCUACCCCGUGGACAGUGUCGGCGUACACUUCGGCUCGGUGACGAGUGUUGAGAGUAGAAGACAAAUUUAGUAAUAUUUAGUAGUAUUUAGAAGAUAAUUUUAAUGAUAAUUUAGCCGGGGCAGCCAUGGCUCGUGUAAGCCGCUGCGUAGUGUACGAAGGUGCAUACAUGUACACAGUAUUUAUAUUCUUCUAUCUGUAUUUAAAGAUGGGACGCACGAACGAAGAGAUUUUGAGAAGAAAACAUUGCUACGUGUUUUACCGCAAGAAAGUACGUAUCGUGGUAUACGUUUUGUAUGCCGGGGAGAGCGAUGAGAAAGCAGUCUUAUUAUUUUACUGGAUGCAUAUGAAACUGGAUGGUUAUGUGAUAUAUCUCGUGAUUUAGCGCGAUAUUAUUUUUAGACAAUUCGAAACCGCAAUACCUACCUACCUAUCGUUCCACACUUAUCCUCUUUAUUCGUUGUAUCAUCAUAUGUGUAGUGUAAUAAUAAUACGAGCGCACGUGUGCGAAUGCUAAAAAAAAACAAAAAAAAAACAUUUCUUUCCUCAGAUGAGUGAUGUCUGACGCUUUAAAAUUUUAUUUAACAAAAAAAAA
Messenger RNA from Linepithema humile (Argentine ant), 5015 nucleotides. It is a transcript of the gene Nc73EF, whose product is annotated as oxoglutarate dehydrogenase Nc73EF. The record is from RefSeq and is a predicted model, not a curated record. Gene Ontology annotation, biological process: tricarboxylic acid cycle. Gene Ontology annotation, cellular component: oxoglutarate dehydrogenase complex; mitochondrion. NCBI's taxonomy places the organism in Eukaryota, Metazoa, Arthropoda, Insecta, Hymenoptera, Formicidae. Gene Ontology annotation, molecular function: oxoglutarate dehydrogenase (succinyl-transferring) activity; thiamine pyrophosphate binding.